Messenger RNA from Cryptococcus deneoformans JEC21, 2797 nucleotides. RefSeq names its product RNA polymerase II transcription factor, putative. The transcript has 5 exons. Bases 471 to 2423 code for a protein of 650 amino acids. Gene Ontology annotation, biological process: regulation of transcription by RNA polymerase II. Gene Ontology annotation, molecular function: DNA-binding transcription factor activity, RNA polymerase II-specific; RNA polymerase II cis-regulatory region sequence-specific DNA binding. NCBI's taxonomy places the organism in Eukaryota, Fungi, Basidiomycota, Tremellomycetes, Tremellales, Cryptococcaceae. Gene Ontology annotation, cellular component: chromatin. The record is from RefSeq and is a predicted model, not a curated record.
CUCAUAACAACAUCUCCUUGUCUUUCAUAAUUACAUUUCCGUGUUCUUACACACUUUUCCAUUUCCUAUUCCCCCGUUUCACCCACACGUGGCCUUCCUAGCGCCCUACUCCCGUGAACAAAUAAAACUUCCACAAGUGUGGACUUGAGCGAAAAUACUUGCCCUUGACUUGUCGAAAGUAAUCCAUUCGGGCAAUUCAUUCAUGGGCCUUGCUUUGCCGUCCACGACAGCCACUACUCGGGGAAGAGUCAAGUAUAUUGGAAUUUGUCGGCCCAACCAAGCUUCGUCAGCGCGACUCACAGUACAGGUCACGAAGCGUAGAUCAGGUCCGUCGUUAUCGCUUUGCGGAUAGAUGAAAGACGACGAAACAUCCUUCUUUGUCUUCCUUUGUCCUUCAGUGAUUUCCCACACCACACCGUAGUUCCUGGAACGCCCGCGCCACCUCCUUACAUUCACAUCUCACGUACAACAUGAGCUUCGCAGCUCCCGACGACCGAGCAUAUUAUAACUACUCCCGUGCGCCAGGCUCCGCUCACGGUCCCGGUCACGAAUCUACUUCGCCUGAUCAGAGACUUCCUUCAUCUCAUGGUUACAACAAGGGUGCAUCCGCACCUAACGAAUCACCUAAUCAAGUAUACCAUCCCGAAAUGGCAGGUCCUCCUGGUUCUUCCCAUAGUUAUCCUCCUCAACCUAUGACGCCACUCACUGGCUCUAGCGCUUAUCCACCCCAACAUCCUCCUUCUGGUAGUUACUAUCUGCCCCCGCAGCAACAGCAACAACAACAAUCGGAACAACCUAUUCCUUCCCCUCCUAGCAGCUCUAACCGACCUCCUUCAGCUACUGGUUAUACCCCCGAUGGGCAGCCUAUCAUCCCCGUAGGUGUGUCUGGUGGCAAAAUGUUUAGGUGCAGAGGUUACGGUGAUUGUGACAAGGUCUUUACAAGAAGUGAGCAUUUGGCAAGGCAUGUGAGAAAACAUACCGGUGAACGUCCUUUCCCUUGUCACUGUGGCAAAGCAUUCUCCAGGCUCGACAACCUACGUCAGCACGCUGCUACCGUCCACGCUGAACAGGCUCAGCUGAAUGAAACCAUGCUUGCUUCUCUCGCGCCUAUCCACGCUGCCCUUUCUCAGCGUGCUAGCAGAGAACAACGACGAAGAGGUGAAGUUGUCGAGGUGCCUAAGGGUGCAGUCGAACGACGUCGCGAGACCCGCAAAGCCCAAGCCGCUCAAGCCGCCGCCGCUGCCCAAGCUGCUGCUACAAAUGGCCACAGCCAGCAAAACUCUCCUUACGCUCAGUACCACGAAUCUCAGUGGAAUGCCCCCCCUCAUCCUCGACCCAGGACUAAUGGCGGGUAUGAUUACCCUUAUGUGCCUGAGCAUAGUCUUAAUGACGAUGCUGGACCAUCAAGGAGACCCAGUUCGUCUGCGGGCUAUGGCUACCAACAGGGCUACUAUGACUCUGCUCGACCUCCUACUGCCCCUGGGUCUGGUUCUUCUGGCGAGUCGAUGUCUGGGUUGCCUUACCCCUACCGACCCAUGUCUGCUUCAGGCCGUGAACUCCCCGUUCCUGCGCAUUAUUCCGAGUCUGAGCCUCCUGCUCCUGCCCACGGCCCUCCUCCCCAGUCACCAAUGUACGGCAACGUCCCUCCUGCUCAACAACAGCCUCCCAACUGGUCUUCUCCUCCGGGACACGGUACCUACCCUCCUCACGACACCGCUGCAUACCCUCCUCCUCCCGAAGGCUAUUACCCUCCUGCACAUGCUGCUCACGGCUCAUAUCCUCCUAGGGAAGACGUGUACGAGUACCAUCCUCCAGGUUGGCAGGGCCAGUACCCUCCUGCGGCGGCUAAUGGCGGACCCUACGCUCAGGGAUACGGCACCGGUGCACCCCCAACUGCUCCUCCACCUCACGAGUCUCCCUUCCAAUACAACGUUCCCAAUCCAGGCGCUGAGGGUUACCCAUAUCAAAACUACGACUCCCGCAAGCGUCGCGCGGAAGAUGACUUUGGCAAGGAUGACCGUAAACACCCCCGGCCAUCAUCAUCUUCUAACUCUCAACUUCCCGAUAGUUCCACCCCUGCUCACGCGAACGGCGCGCACGGUGCUCCUCAUCCUCACCCUCAUCCCGGUGCGGCACCAGGUAAUGGAGCCAUGGACCCUCCACGCCCGCAUGAUCCCAACUGGUUGCCUGCCACUACGGAGAGAAGGGGUAGUUUGGCGAUCUCCGCGUUGUUAGGUAGUCCUCCCAAGGCGGUGAGGAGUAGACCCUCGACAGCUGAUGGCGGUACGGCGGGUGCGCACGGGUACGAAAGUUAUCAUUAUGACCCCCAUGGUCAGGUAUCCGAUGAUCAACAGACAGAUGGGGACAAGGAGAGGGAAGAGAAGGGGGAAGUGAAGAAACAUGGUGAUAAGAAGAAGCUGUAAGGCUGAAAGGAUGUGAGAUUCAGGCAGUGUUGUGGAUGUUUUUCUUUUUUUUUCCAUAUAUUUCUCUUCGAGUGAUACCCACUUGCGGCUUUUCGAAAUGAGUGAUUGAUGACCCCUAAUUUUACGAAGGAAAGGAUUUAUUGGCUAAUUGUGCGAAGUAAUUUAGUUAUCUAGCUAUGCUAUACGAUUUACGGGCUUGGAGGCAGAUUAGACUAAGAGCUCUCUCUCUUUUAUUUUACCUUCCUAACCCCUUCAUUAAUCUAUUUUUCGUACUUCAAUUUAUAGCUUUCUGGUGUUUAGAUACACGAUGUGAUAUGAAUUCUCUGAUUUUUAUUACUGUUUUUGAUACGAUUGAUGCAUUUUGCCUCUUAUUU